Messenger RNA from Dovyalis caffra, 522 nucleotides. The record is from the annotation of a GenBank genome assembly. NCBI's taxonomy places the organism in Eukaryota, Viridiplantae, Streptophyta, Magnoliopsida, Malpighiales, Salicaceae.
AUGGAGGAGAGAGGAGAGAAAGGAAAAAAUAAAGAGGGGAAAAAAAAGGUGGUCUUGGGCAAACCCUACAAAGAGAUAAAAGGGAGGAGUAAAACGCUUUGCACAAACAUGCACGCCAGGAGAAAUGAUCCUAUCCCUCACGGUAUAUAUGGUUUGGAUGUGCGCGAGACUUCCUGCAAAAUCUCUCAUGCGAUUCAAACGCGCAAGAAUCCCCGCCACACCCAUGGUGAGGCCGAAGCUCAAAGAUACUCUGCAAAAGACGAGGCUACAGAAGGUAGAGUAGCCACCAGAAAACAGCUACGACGUCGGGACUCAAACUCAAUCUCUUUGGAGAGGUGGAAGAUGUACUUUGCCCUGGACAAACCCUUGGUUGGCACAGUACUUUACAUGACAAACAGUGAAGAUCACCUACAAUAUUAUCCCAGCGGUGGAUGCAAAUUCCUCUGUUUCAGAAUUGUUAAUGGGUUGCUAUGCCCUAUAUGUAAAAAACUUGCAACCUCACCCCUGGUCAUGAGAUCUUGA